Molecule: messenger RNA, 1575 nt
Organism: Cylindrotheca closterium
Lineage: Eukaryota; Bacillariophyta; Bacillariophyceae; Bacillariales; Bacillariaceae
Source: the annotation of a GenBank genome assembly
AUGGUCCUUGCGUUAUUGUUACCCAAUUCAUCGAGUAUUUUACCUUGGAUGAUGAGCACCAAUCCUGCUGCAACGACUAUCAAAGCUUCCGCGUUGGCCCAACGAGCUGGAUUGCACAUGAAGCGAUGCGCUUCCAAUGGACGGCUCUUGUCGCAAUCACUCUGUGUGAAUCCUUUUGAUGAUACGGACAACAAUACUACUACUAAUAAUGAUAAUAGCGAGACGAAUCAUAAUAAUAACAAGCAGCAACAGGAGCAAGGCGCAACCACCACCCUACAAAAUGCACCAUCCGACGUUCAUUUGAUUGUUCUCAUUCAUGGAUGGUUGGGAAAUCCCAAAGAAAUGGACGGACUCAAAGAAUCCUUGAUGGAACAAUCGCAGAUUCAACUGGACAAGGAAAAAGAAAAUGCUGACAAUAAGAAGAAGUCGUCAUCGUCAUCAUCGUCAUCGUCCAGAGUGGUAGUCCACUCGGUACGAUGCAAUGAUGGAAAAACCUCCGAUGGCAUUGUGGCGGGUGGAAAACGCGUCGCUGCGGAAAUCAAUGAAAUGAUUCAAGAAAUACGAGAUCGUUCUACUUCUACUACCAAUGUCAAUGAUGAUAAUAAUAAUAAUAAUAAUAAUGGUGGCAAUAUUCGAUUGUCCAUUGCGGGAAAUUCCUUGGGUGGCUUGUAUGGUCGUUACGCCCUUUCGGAAAUUGAUUGGACGACCAAGGACACUAAUAACAAUGAUGGUGAUGAUGAUGAUCCACAACAACAACAACAAGAACAAGCACCAGCCCAGUCCCAAUUGAUUCCGCAUUACUUUGUCACGACGGCCACACCACAUUUGGGUUGCGGCUUUCAACAAACCUAUCUUCCAUUACCACGAUUCAUUGAACAUCCCCUGGGGAACAUUAUGCUACGCACGGGACAGGACCUCUUUCGACUAUUUUCCGGCAAAGAUGACAUCAUUCAAGAAAUGGCCUUUUCGCCCACCUUUUUGAAUCCUCUCCGCAAGUUUCACAAACGCAUGGCCUAUGCCAAUGCUCAUGGAACGGAUUUGCAAGUGCCGUUGCCAUCGGCCGCCUUUUGGGCUCCCACCGACUCGGUGCACACGGUGGUCGAGCACGAUGCGGAGCAUGCCUUUAUUGUGCCACGAGGGGUGGCACUGACAUUGACCACACCCAAACAAGAGGAGGAGGAAUCUAACAGUAUUAUUACGGAACCCAAACAGGUUGUCGCCACCUCGGAAGAAAUAUCCAAACGAUUGGAUCAAUUGGGCUGGACCAAGGUACUCAUUGAUGUUCGACAUGAAAUGCCCAUUAAUCUGAAUACGGCUGUCGACAAUGAGUCAGCAUCCACUAGUAGUACUAGUAGCACUAGUAGCACUGAAGACGCAAACGAGCAAAAGCAGCAAAAGCAGCAAUGGACCGCCAAAGAGCUGCUGGAACAAUUUGAUACAGGACGACUCAAGUCUCUACCAAUUGGUCACAUGGUCAUGGUGGCCAAUUCCAAGAAUGAAUUCUAUCGAAACAUGUGCAAGCCUGGAAUCCCAAUCAUGGAUUAUCUGGCCAGGGAAAUUAUCAAUUCCAUAUGA